Messenger RNA from Rana temporaria (common frog), 2229 nucleotides. Its product is annotated as AP-1 complex subunit mu-1. The transcript is spliced from 12 exons. The coding region runs from base 145 to 1416 and encodes 423 amino acids. Gene Ontology annotation, molecular function: clathrin-cargo adaptor activity. Gene Ontology annotation, cellular component: clathrin adaptor complex; clathrin-coated vesicle. Gene Ontology annotation, biological process: intracellular protein transport; vesicle-mediated transport. NCBI's taxonomy places the organism in Eukaryota, Metazoa, Chordata, Amphibia, Anura, Ranidae. The record is from RefSeq and is a predicted model, not a curated record.
GGGAAGUGAAUGGCAGUAAUGCCCGGAAGGGAUGUGCGUGCGCUUCCUGUCAGUGCGGACCGCUAUAGAGAAGUAUAACGGGGAUGAGCAGGGGCUGAGGACAAGCAGUGUGUUCGUUCAGGAGCGGCCUCAGACGGCGGAAACAUGUCGGCCAGCGCCGUGUACGUGCUGGACCUGAAGGGGAAGGUCCUUAUAUGUCGUAAUUACCGUGGAGAUGUCGAUAUGUCUGAAGUUGAGCACUUCAUGCCAAUCCUAAUGGAAAAGGAGGAAGAAGGGGCUCUUUCACCAAUACUUGCUCAUGGAGGAGUACGGUUCAUGUGGAUUAAACACAAUAACUUAUAUUUGGUUGCAACAUCCAAGAAGAAUGCUUGUGUGUCACUGGUAUUCUCCUUCCUCUACAAAGUUGUUCAGGUAUUUUCUGAAUAUUUCAAAGAAUUAGAAGAAGAAAGUAUACGUGAUAAUUUUGUUAUUAUAUAUGAAUUGUUAGAUGAGUUAAUGGAUUUUGGCUAUCCUCAAACCACAGACAGCAAAAUAUUACAGGAGUAUAUCACACAGGAGGGACACAAGCUAGAGACUGGAGCACCGCGUCCUCCUGCCACCGUAACCAAUGCUGUGUCUUGGAGGUCGGAGGGUAUAAAAUAUAGGAAGAAUGAAGUUUUUCUGGAUGUGAUAGAGUCUGUUAACCUUCUUGUGAGUGCAAAUGGAAAUGUCUUGCGCAGUGAAAUAGUUGGAUCCAUCAAAAUGAGGGUAUUUCUCUCAGGAAUGCCUGAAUUACGCCUUGGAUUAAAUGAUAAAGUUCUCUUCGAAAAUACGGGGCGUGGGAAGAGCAAGUCUGUGGAGCUUGAAGAUGUCAAGUUUCACCAGUGUGUUCGCCUAUCCAGAUUUGAAAAUGACAGGACUAUAUCCUUCAUACCUCCCGAUGGAGAGUUUGAGCUCAUGUCCUACCGCUUAAACACUCAUGUGAAACCACUCAUUUGGAUUGAAUCUGUUAUCGAAAAGCAUUCCCAUAGUCGCAUUGAAUACAUGAUCAAGGCUAAAAGUCAGUUCAAAAGGAGAUCCACUGCCAAUAAUGUGGAGAUUCACAUUCCAGUUCCAAACGAUGCUGAUUCUCCCAAGUUCAAGACUACAGUUGGGAGUGUGAAGUGGGUUCCAGAAAACAGCGAGAUAGUUUGGUCUAUAAAGUCUUUCCCAGGUGGAAAGGAAUAUCUCAUGAGAGCGCACUUUGGUCUCCCUAGUGUGGAAGCAGAGGACAAAGAGGGGAAACCACCCAUCAGUGUCAAGUUUGAGAUCCCUUAUUUUACCACUUCUGGAAUCCAGGUUCGUUACUUGAAAAUAAUUGAGAAGAGCGGUUACCAAGCGUUGCCAUGGGUGCGAUAUAUAACCCAGAAUGGAGACUAUCAACUUCGGACGCAGUAAAGAAUUGGGCAUCCUUGGUCCUCUGUGAAUUUUUUUUUUUUUUUAGUAGUUCUCUUAUUAUAUGGAAUAUUGGUUAGUUAGGUGAUGUGUGGAUCAAAUAAGGAAAGUACUGAAGGUUACAAGUUCUAGUAUACAAGCUGCUCAGAGAAGGUCCAUACUUCUCAGUCAUACAGAUUAACUACAUAUGGUGACAUUUUUUGAUUGACUGAAAACACAUUUAUACUCUCUGCAUGGCCAGUUUUUUUUUUUCUCUUUUUUUCCGUAUUUUACUUUGUGGUUUCACAGGCCUAUAAUACAGAUAUGUUUACAACUACUCUUUCAGUAUCUUGCCAACUAGAUCUUUGCUAUGUGCCUGUGUUAAAGUGCCAUUCUCCAAAAUUCAACUUCUGUUAGCAUAAUUUGUAGGUUUAUGUUGCUGUAGAAAAAAAAAAAAAAACACCUCUAUUCUUGGAUAUCUGUUACAAGAGAGAGUGAAUGCAUACCUUGUAAAAAAAAAAAAAAAAAACGUCAUUCUCCAGCUUUGAAUAAAUAUGGCAUAUGAGGGCUUCUGUCAGUAUUUAUGUGCUACUACUGCUUUCACCAAACAUUUAAAGUUUAGAUAUCACAGUAUUGAUUACCAUAUAAGCUAUUAGGUUAUUUCACAAACCAGCCCCCUAAAUUGAGGGACCAUUAUAUUUGUUUUCAGUUCUGAAAAAAAAUAAAAUAUGCAGAAACCAAGCCUUUGAUAUAUAUUUUUUUUCCUUUUAAUGUUAUGAUGGCUUUGCUUUAUAUUUCUAAAUUACAUUUAAUAAAAGCAAUGUGAUCAGAAUUCAA